UAUUCGUGGGGUUUUCAGGACCGUAAUCAAGUGUGGAUGACGACAUGAACAAGAUUUAAGAAACUGCUGCUGACGGAAUUAUCGCUACUUCGCGAGUUCUUCUUAAUUUUGCAAAAGAAAGUGUUCGUGGAGUUGAAGCUGUACUUUUCGAAAGAUUAAGUGAAGAUAGAGGAAAUCGGAGACUCGUUCUUUGGAUUUAAAGGAAAGGUUGAAACAAUGGGGACAUCGCAAAGCAACCGAAGAAAACCCGCUUUGUACGACGACACGUACUACGGAAAGCUGGAGUUGAUCCAUUCAACUGAUGGUUCUUGCUGUGGAACGUCUGCAACUCCUGAACCGCUAUUUGGCACCGAUCGUGUUCUGAUGGCUCCGCGAUGGUUGUGGUUCCUGAAGCGCUCAUCUGUACCUUCGGACGCCGACGUGCUGCGGAAUUCAUGGUCGACGGAUGAUGUAAAUUUACCCGAUGAUGCAGAUAGUGUGGAGUUUUCUCCUAGACUUUCUUUGGUAACGAGUCAGGAUGAGGAACCGACGUGGUGCCAACCUGUUGCCGGGGCUUCGCCCCCUGCGGUCAACGCCGGCCGGAGAUCGCGUCAUCAGCGUGAUGAUGUCCUUCAAACUAGUAUUGCCGUGAUAGGUGAAGAGAUCCGAAAUAGCGACGACAGUGGACUUCCUGAUUGUGGCGAGGAUUUGCAUGGUAGUUUUGAUGAAGAGUCUGCGAACCAGUCGUGGUCGUCGAAGAAGCAUUGUCAUUUUGGUGGUGAGACACUCGACGAUGCGAAGAGAGCUCAGAAUCAAUUGCUUUGGGCAUGCUUGCUGUGCCUCAUCUUCAUGUUGGGCGAAGGAGUUGGAGGUUACUUGUCGAACAGUCUGGCUGUGAUGACGGAUGCUGCUCAUCUCAUGUCAGAUUUCGCCUCGUUUCUCAUAUCGCUGUUCGCCAUUUGGCUCGGGAAGCAAAAGCCAUCCAGACGCAUGUCAUUUGGAUAUUACCGAGCUGAGGCUCUCGGGGCGCUGACGAGCAUUAUUAUCAUAUGGAUUGUGAGCGGCGUUUUGGUUUACUUGGCUGUGCUCCGGCUGAUGCGUGGUUCCUACACUUUGAAAGCUGAUACCAUGAUUAUUGUCGCUGCUAUUGGUGUUCUGAUUAAUAUAGUUACGACGAAUAUUAACGUCCGAGCUGCGUUCAUUCACGUUGUGGGUGACUUGGUACAAAGUGUCGGGGUGCUAAUUGCUGCUUUCAUCAUUCAUUACAAGCCUGAGUGGAAAGUUGCGGAUCCGAUUUGCACCUUUUUAUUCUCCGGCCUGGUGAUUUUGACCACGAUCGGCGUGCUGAAAGACACGUUGAUGGUGCUGAUGGAAUCGACUCCGAAACAAGACCUUGACGACGAAGAACUUAGAAGACAUUUGACUUCGGUAGAAAAUGUGAAAGGGAUCCACGAUUUUCACGUGUGGUCGCUGACUGUCGGGAAACACGCGUUGGCAGUUCACGUUGCUAUUGACGAAAGUGCGGAUCAAGAAGUUGUGCUCCGGAAAUUGACCCACAAAAUCCGCGUUAUGCAUCCGUCGAUCAUCUCGUCGACGAUCCAGGUCGAACGAGGUUGUCGGAGUUCAUGUGAUGGUUGCUUGCCUGCUUACUGAUGAACCCACUUGAGGUACUUUCCCUAGAUCUGGUUUGAUAGCUGCCCCGAGAAAAUAUUCUUUGGUAUAAUUUUGAAUAGCUUUGUUUUUGUUUCUUCGCCUGUCUGCAUUUGAAAGGAAUACGAAUACAUUGCAGUAUUAUUUUUCUAUUCGGAAGCAAAGAGGAACUUUUUUUCUUCCCUCCGUUCGACUGGGCUCUUCCACUAAUGAUUGAUUGAUUGAUCGCUUUGCUGCUGCAAUAUUGCCGUCGAGACCUUAUUGAAAAUUGCGAGGCGGACAUUUUCUUUUAUUUAUUUUUUUGGACGUUUGUUGGAUCAUGAGAUAUUGUGACGUCAGGAUUUAAGCGAUAUGUAUUUUUGUGCACGGGUCCGUUUAUUGUGCUGAGCCAGCCGCUGCUCGAAACUUGGUGCAAGUGCAAAGUAAUGUACGAGUCGUUAAUUUUUUUACGGAUUUUGAUGCAAGUGACGUGUGCUCAUAAUGAUUUUUUUUUUUUGGGUGAAACGUGGAAUUUUGUGUUGCGAAAGUGAGUGACUAAGUCUCCACCUUUUGAGAAUGCCUUCGCACCGACUGCUGUGAAUAAACGGAUUCGAUGAA
Molecule: messenger RNA, 2226 nt
Organism: Notodromas monacha
Lineage: Eukaryota; Metazoa; Arthropoda; Ostracoda; Podocopida; Cyprididae
Source: the annotation of a GenBank genome assembly